AUGGCUCGACAGCGAACGGUCUCUGCUCACGCCUCGACAUGUUUGAUAACAGAACAUAACAAAUUUGGACCUAUUGUAGACGAGAAUUGCUACAAUGGGCUUGAUUUUACUUUACUCUUUGAGGAGAGCUUCAUGGUUAUCGCGCCCGCCAUUUUCGCCAUCGCACUGUUGGCGUGGCGUAUUUGGCACCUGCAAAGCCAGCCGACAAAGGUUGCACGAGGUUUGUUAUUUUGGAGCAAAAUAAUCUUGUAUUCCCUACAAUUAUCGACCCAAGCCAUCAUCCUAGGGUUAUGCACCGUGGGUCCCAGGACAAGCCUCACUUAUAGCUCAGUGAUUCUGUCCAUCCUCGCUACGAUCAUGUGCAUGUAUGGUUCUCACCUCGAGCACUCUCGAACCCCUUGCCCCUCAGCAAUUUUAGUUCUCUACCCGACGGUAAUGAUACCUUUUGAAGCUGUUCAUGUGCGAAGCCUCUGGUCAAUCGACGGCCUCCGCCAUAUCGCAGUGAUGGUUCUUAUAUCACUCGGAGUCAAAUUCAUUCUUGUAAUUGUUGAAUCGUUGCCAAAAAUGCGACUCCGAUAUCCAGGACACAGCAUCCGUAGCCCGGAGGAAAUGGAGGGCCCAUUGGGGCGCGCCUUUCUCUUUUGGCUGAACCCACUCUUUCUCCUGGGGAUGAGAAACAAACUCAGGCUCCAGGAUCUUUUUCCUGAAGUGGGAAAAUUGAGCCUUUCCUCAGAUGAACAGAGUCUACUAAAGUUCUGGAACCAAUGUGCCAACAAAAAAAAGCCUCAUGCAUUAGCCUUCUUAAUCAUGAAAGCUUUUAAGAGCGAAAUCAUCUCCUGUAUUUGGCCUCGGCUGGCAUAUAGCGGUUUCGUGAUCGCUCAGCCAUAUUUGAUCCGUCGAGCAGUUACUCUGUUUGCCCUUCCCCAUGGGAAGAAUUCCCACGAUCGUGGAGUACUUCUCAUCCUGGCAUUUUUACUCGUAUACGGUGGCAUGGGAAUCUCCCUGGCCAUUUCAAAGCACAAAGCAGCUCGCCUAAUAGCUAUGAUGCGCAGCUCCCUGACCAUGAUGAUAUACGACAAGACAAUGCGUUUACCGGCCUCGUAUGGUCAAGAUAAGGUACUCACUACUAUUGGCACGGAUAUUGAGCGCAUGGCUUUAGGCCUCUACACCUAUUACGAGUGCUGGGCCGCGCCCAUCGAGUUGGGCCUUUUUUUCUGGAUGAUUUACAGAGAGCUCUAUGAAACCAGCAUAGCCGCGAUGCUUCUCUCUGCUUUUGCCGUUGUCGGUGUGGUUUUGCUGGCUCCAUAUGCUGUCAAGAAGCAGACCUUUUGGAUUGACGCAAUCCAAAAACGUGUCGCAGUUACAGCAGAGCUGAUUAAUGGAGCCAAAGGGGUGAAAAUGUCCGGGCUUACAGACCGGCUUCAUACAAUUCUAACUGGCCUUCGCCUUGAGGAAAUUUCGAUAUCGAGGGACUAUCGUUCAGUUGUGACAGGCAUCUUUACGCUUGCAAACACACAUUCAAUUCUUACCCCAACAGUCUCCUUUGCUAUCUACAUGUUUGUUUCCCGCUCGAAAAAUGGAGCCAUCGGGACUCUCGACAGCCCGCGCGCAUUCACUUGUCUAGCCUUGCUUGAGCUUUGCGGUGAAACGCUCUUAUCUUUACUCCAAGCUAUUUCAAAUGUUUCCUCGGCAGUUGGCUGCAUUGAUCAUAUUCAAGAGCUUCUGUGCGAGGAUGAACACCGCGAUCAGCGCAUCAUCACAUCGCAGCCGCUCCUGGCCGGAAUGCCCUGCAUAAUUGCUCAUGACUUCUCCGCGGGGUGGGAAGGGCCAAUUAUCCGAAAGGCCUCCUUCAUCAUCCCAUGCAAUUCAUUGACAAUGCUGAUUGGGCCCGUUGGUUGUGGAAAAUCCACUCUUCUCAGGGCAAUUCUUGGGGAAACAACGCACAACAAAGGGUCCAUAAUCGUCAACACCGCAAAUAUUGCGUACUGUAGUCAAACUCCAUGGCUCGUGAAUGGAACAGUACGGGAAAACGUCCUCGGCUCAAAUGCCUACUGGGAUGACUGGUAUCGAAUGGUAAUUGAAGCUUGCUGCCUGCAGGUGGAUAUCGCGCAAUUGGUCAAUGGAGAUGAUACCAUCGUUGGAUCCAAGGGAUUAUCUCUCAGCGGAGGGCAAAAGCAGCGUUUGGCUCUUGCACGCGCUGUGUACUCUGGGCAUAGCUUGGUGAUUCUCGACGAUGUACUAACUGGAUCAGAUGCCGCUACAGAGGAUCAUAUAUUCGAACGGCUUCUAAGCCCGUGCGGCUUGCUAAGAAAAUUAGGGACUACAGUAGUCAUGGCGACAAGCCUCACCCAACGCAUACAACACGCUGACCAUGUCAUCACUUUGGGGUCAGAUGGCUUUAUCAUUGCUCAAGACACUAACUCAAAUACCGGGGUAGGUCAUGAUCCAGGCAAGAAGUAUUCCAUGGACGUUGCCCCGGGUUUCAAAACAAAAGCUGGUCGCCGUAUCACGAUAACCAAUUUGAAUGCUGAGUCAACCUGUUCGAUGAACCCAGCCACAAACACUCCUGUAGACGACAGUUUGGGUGAUGAUGCCCGUCAUUCCGGAGAUUUUGCAACUUACAAGUACUAUUUCUCUGCAGCUCCGUGGCACAGAUGGGUAGUGUUUCUUGUUGCCCUCGCAGUUGGGGUAUCUACCAAAAUAUUCAUGUCUACGUGGAUAAAGUGGUGGGCACAUGACAAUGAUAUUGAACCCAACCGCAAUCUCAAGAUGCGAGUUGUUGUCGAUUGCACUCUUUGUGCAAUAUACGCUACUAUGUUUUGGAUCUCUCAGUGGAUCAUGAUUCAUGGAGUCACGGCAAAGACGAUGAUAACGCUGCAUCAAAGACUUCUCGUAGCCGUAAUUCGGGCCCCAAUGUCCUUCUUUUCAAGAACCGAUUCAGGAACUAUAAUGAACCGUUUCAAGAGCGAUCUAGAGCUGAUAGACUUCGAAUUGCCUCUGGUGGUUUUUAUCACCAUCGCGACAUCGAUGGAAUGUGUCGGGGCGAUCGUGGUGGUCAUUGUCAAUGUCCACUACAUGGCAGCUGUGAUUCCUAUCUCGAUAAUUAUCAUUGGGGCCGUAGAGAUAUUCUACUUGCGGACUUCCCGACAGCUUCGAAUUCUUGACCUCGAAGCAAAGGCACCAAUUUUGAGACACGCCAUGGAUACGGUAGGUGGUCUGGUGACAAUCCGAGCUUUUGGCUGGCAGAAUCAGUACAGAAACCUCGCCAACACAAAUCUAGAGGUAUCACAAAGGCCAUUCUAUUUGCUCAUGGUGGCACAGGUUUGGCUUGGGUUGGUAUUGGACUUUGUCAUGACCGGGUUCGCCGUCGUCCUCAUGGGAAUUGGUGUCGCCAAGCUAGGGAAUGUCUCGGCCGGCGAUAUGGGAUUGGCACUGACAAGCACCAUCAACAUCGGCAUUUGGAUGAAAACGCUGAUCAAGUUCUGGAUGAGUCUCGAGACGUCCCUUGGAGCUGUUGCACGGGUGAAGGACUUCGAGCAGAACCUGGAGUCUGAAGAUCUACCUGGCGAGCGUAAAAUACCGCCCGCUAUCUGGCCAGCCCAAGGAAAAAUUGAAUUUAGAGAGGUCACUGCAUCCUAUGGGAGGUCCUCCAACCAUGUUCUCCAGCAGGUCUCGUUUACUGCUCGACCAGGAGAGAAGAUCGCCAUUUGCGGUCGGACAGGUAGUGGUAAAAGUACACUUGUCGCAGCACUGUUCCAUAUGAUUGAUUUGUCGGGCGGCCAAAUCCUACUGGAUGGACUGGACAUCACAACGAUUUCCCGACAAAGACUGAGAGCAUCUCUGAACGGGCUACCCCAGGAUUCGUUUCUACUUAAUGGAUGGACUAUUCGUGAAAACGUUGACUUUUUCACUUCCACCUCCGAUGCAACCAUCGUCUCUGCUCUGAAAGCGGUGCAUCUUUGGGACAUUGUCGAAGGGAAGGACGGUUUAGACACGGUCGUGCAUGAGAGCACCUUUUCUCAUGGACAGAGACAGCUGGCCUGCCUUGCGCGAGCUCUUGUCCGACAUGGAAAUGUCUUGGUGCUAGAUGAAGCAACAAGCAGUGUCGAUGAAAGCACCGAGCAGUUGAUGCAGACAUUGGUUCGUUCACAUUUUUCCAGGCACACUAUUCUAGCGGUCACCCACCGGCCUUCUACUGUUUUGGAUUUUGACCGUGUUCUUGUCAUGGAAGGGGGCCGGAUCGUUGAGAACGACCAUCCCCAGAAGCUUCUGAAGCGAGAGACCCGGUUUUCGAACUUUCUGAGGGUUUCCGACCAUGACGCGAUUUUAUAA
Molecule: messenger RNA, 4332 nt
Organism: Aspergillus pseudonomiae
Lineage: Eukaryota; Fungi; Ascomycota; Eurotiomycetes; Eurotiales; Aspergillaceae
Product: P-loop containing nucleoside triphosphate hydrolase protein
Exons: 16
Coding region: 1-4332 (1443 amino acids)
Biological process (GO): transmembrane transport
Cellular component (GO): membrane
Molecular function (GO): ATP binding; ABC-type transporter activity; ATP hydrolysis activity
Source: RefSeq, a predicted model, not a curated record